CCGGUUCUCCAGAUAGGAAUAUCAGAAAGGUAAGAAAAUUUGAUACACAAUUAGCCACUGAAAGUAACCAGGUUGGAGAAAAUCACCAGCUAUAUCGGAUUCCAACUCUCCUACAGACAUUGUAACUGGUUCAACUACCAUGGUUUUGAAUAUAAGUUCGGUCUGUAACGUUCUGCCUUGUCCUUUACAUCCUCUCCCUAGAUACCUAGGCAGUCGGGAAAAUAAAACCAUAAUGUUCAAGAGAUGGUGGACAGUUCUCAAUCACUGAAUCUAAACAGGGAAGCAGGAGGUGCAUUCAUUACCUCUAAGAUCAAUGAAAUUUUUAUAUUUAGAGAGCUAGCAAGGUAUUUAUUUCUUCACAAUGUGGACUGCGGCAGAACACAAUGUUACGGUAAAGUGAAAGUAAGAAAUAAAUAUUGUAGCGAAGUUCAAUGAAAUCCAACAGGAUCAAUACAAAGUUCCACACAAUAAAAUACUCCCUCUGUUUUUAAAUGUAGGUAGUUUUAGCAAAAAGAGUUUGUUUCACAAUAUAAGUAGUUUACAUAUUUCAAUGCACCUUUUUCAUUUAUUGGAUAUUGUGUGACCAAUAAAAUAAUAUUAAGUUUUUUAUAAUUGGUUAAAUUAAUUGAUUAAAUGAUAUAUUUUUUUAGAUAAUAACUUUCUAAAUAUUUGUGCUUUUAAGUAAAACUACUUAUAAUUAAAAACAGAGGGAGUAUACAAUUUCAUGUGUGUUGAGAGAGUUGCAUUUAUAUACAUAUCAUCAUCAUCAUCAUCAUCAUCAUCAAAUGUUAAUGGAAUUUAACAAACAUAAAAUAAAGUUAAGAGUCCUAUUUUCAACUAUAGGAUGUUUGUAAUGGUAAUGGCUCUACCCAAUGAGGGUUUGUUUAAACAGGAGCUUCUUGUUGUUGCCUCCUAUUAAGAGACUCAAACUGUGUUAUAAGCGGCCUCCAUUUCUCUUCAAACAUGUUCAACAAAAACUCAGCCAUACUAUGCACAUCAUGCCCCCACAGGGUUAUACAGCAUCGCAUUGUUAAAAGUAAGUCUCACGUCUUCAGCAAACUUCAAGGGUGACGUGUAACAACUCUUACUCAACUUACUCUUCACUGUCCCCAAAUCCAUAUUAACGAUAGUGUGGUAAGGUAAUCAUGUAAACCAGCUUAGCCCCAUCCACUGGCGUGUUGAAAAUCCAUCCGAGCUUAUGUUUCAUCAGCAAAACUGUUGCAGUUCUUUAGAAUCUGGACUGUACCUUUGUUUACUGUUUUCAGCUUCUUGUCAGGCACUGGAGUCUCCGCGAGCUCGAGACCAAAGCCUCCGACGAUAUUUUUAGCUCGCUUGAUCAAGCUUCUAACUUUUUCAAGCUCAAAUAUUAGUUUCCGCUUCAAGUUCCUGACUUCAAGCUCCGUAAAUGAGCUCAGGCUUAUCGUCGUCAUCUGGUGAUGAUUAUUCUCUUGACCCAAGCGAACUCAACGGCCUGUCCUGCCUCGCCGACAUGGUGGGCUUGGGUCGUUUUCGGCUUUUGAUGUCAGUGUCGCUCUGUUUAUACUUCGCCUUGGAAACUUCACUGUCAUGUUGACUAAUUCUCUGAAGUCUGAACGGAUAACAAAGUCCUACGAAGCAACUGUGAGGAGUCGCGAGAAUAGCAUAGACAGAGACACACGCGCUCUAAACUUUCGUCCACGUGUGUAAAGUAAAGUGUGAAUAAUGCAAUAACGCUUACGUGUCUCGGAUAAAUAACAAACCGGAACUAACUGGAAAGAAAAAUCAGAUGCUUGUCCCCGGUUUAUUCAUAAACUAGUAUUAAUCCCGUGCGUCUACGCACGGAGAAGUUUUUGGUUGCAUUUAUAUUGUUUUAUUUUGAUAAACUUCUAGUGUUCUGUUUUAUUUUAUCAAAACUAAAUAUUAUUUUAGUCAUAUUUUUGAGCUGGAUAAAAUGUAAACCUAAAUUAGACGUGAAAAAGAACAAAAAUAUACUUGUUACAUUGAAACAAAACAGUUAGAAAGGCAAACCAAUUAUUAUAAGUUUUUACAAAAAGAGAUACAUGUUUGGAAGCAACUUUUGUAGAAAAUGAUAAUUUGUAAAUACCAAAACAUAAUAAUAUAAUUACUAUUUUACAAAAAAUAAUAAUAUAAUUACUACAUUUGAUACAACAUUUUUUGUAUUUGAUUUGUAUAUAAGUCUUCUUUAAAAUAUAAGUAUAUUUAUUUUUUAUUAUAAUAAAAAUAAAGUGAAACUAAAAUAAAAUAUAAAACAUUAGACUUUUAUUCAAACUAUUCUUUCAAAGGUUUUGAAAUCGUAAGCCUUGUACAAAGAUAAAUGCCUAACUAAAUAUAAAAAAAAAAGAACACAUUUAGGAUUUUCUGGUUGAACUUGUAUUUUGUUAUUCUUCUCCAUCGCAUUUUUCUGCAGUCAUCACUUAUCACUAACCUAGAAGUUCAAGGUUAAGACAAACCAUAUAUAAAAUCUCCACUUUCUGUAUAAUAGACUCAUAAUUACACAUUUGUAAAAUAGUAGUUGAAUAUGUUCUAUUAUAAGAAAAGAUAUUUGUAAAAAAAGUAGACCAUAAUAAAUCAGUUUGUCAAUACUCAAUAAGUCAAUAUGCAUAUAGAAGAUUGAUAUUAGAAGAUAUACGUAUUGUUACCUAAAUUGCUGACGAAACCCUUGAGUUUUCCUUUCUUGUUUGAAGAAUGCUUUGAAGCUCGAGUAAAUUCAAGUACCAUCUUCAAACUGAAUCAUAAAGAAUUAAAAAGAAUGAGAGAGCUUUAGUUGUAAAUGGAAGAAAAUUAAAGUUUGAAAGGCAAAACAUAAACUUGUAUAUAAAUUUUCUACUAUCCUCAAACACAGAGAAAAAAAUGAAGAAAGGAUGGUAAAGAAAGCAGACACACUUUGAAACCGUGAUAUGGUUUUCGAUUAUAAACGACACAAUUUUUUUUUUGGAAUUUGAAAGUGAUGAUAGUGGCUUGACCGUAGGAGAAAAUUUAGGGAUUCAAUUUUUUUUUUCAGUUUCAAAAAAAUGAAAUUUAGAAAUUAUUUUUAAUUAAUUUUAUUUUCUGAAAACAAAAACAUGUGUCAGAUUUUUAUUGGCCAAUUGACUUGUACUUUAGUAUAUAAAGAAUCCCAGUUUAUUUAAAGAGAUUUGACUUUUAUUUUCUUAAUUGAUUAUUAUUUUAUUACAAAAUAAAAACUAUUAUGUAGACAAUUUUUUACAAAUGAUAUUUUAUUUAGGUUACCAAAAUUUAUGUCUAACGAUUCUAUGUAUUCACUAUUUUAAAUCGCUUUUUUUUUUUAAAGAUUUAAUAAAUCAUUUUUUAACUCAAAAUCUAUGUACGUAUUGUAAAAGCAUUAACUGCACAUUUAGUUAAACCAUUAAACUGCUUUCAACCCAUGGACUUAACACACAAAGAGAUUUGACUUAUAAGAAAUCAUAUAAAAGUAGCUAAGCCAUGUGCAAUUCCAUGGAAACUCGAACUCUGAAAUUAAAUUCGAGAAAGAUCCGAAUUUUAAGCAAAGAAUCAUCUUUAAUACGUGCAAUCAGAUUUACACACACACACAACAACAAUAACAAAAAAGAGUAAACCAAGAAAAUGGCUUUCAAGAAUCAUUCUUCAAGAACAGUUUAUACAUCUUCUUCACUUCCUUUCAGAUUCACAACAACCAUUAUAUUACUACUCAUCUUCUGUACUUCUUACUACAUCUUCUCACAGUUAGAUCACUCUCCGUUGACUUCUUCGACGGAAAAUCCUCCCUUCGCUGGAGAUCUUCGAGACCUAACAUCCCCUUGGAACAAACUCUCUUUCGGACCAAUCUCCGAGAAGCUAAAACUCGCUGUCUUCUGCAAAUCAUGGCCCGUUGGUUCGAUCCCUGGAGGCAUGGAGCGUCACGCAUACACUCUCUACACUUCUCUUGCCUCAAGAGGCCACGAGGUUCACGUCUUCACGGUUUCUUCCGACAGAAGUAACCGUUAUGAAAACCAAGAAGAGUAUUACAACAAAGGAGAUCUACACAUCUACUUUGCCCCAAACGAAAACGGUGCACUUAACAUCUCUCAUGCCUUCGAGAUCUUCCACAGAAUCAACGGUGUAGAUCAUCCUUUCGACUAUGUUCACACGGAGAGCGUUGCUCUUCCUCAUUGGCGAGUCAAGAUGGUGCCUAAAGGUGACGUGGCUGUGACAUGGCAUGGCAUUUGGUACGAGAUUAUGCAUUCUAAGCUUUUUGAAGAGCUUUAUUACUCGAAUGAGCAUCCUAUCUCCGAUCUUGAUCACACAAUGCCUAGACUCGUCGAUGAAAUCAGAUUCUUCCCGGCUUAUAAACAGCACAUUUGCAUAAGCAACAGCGCGCGUGAGGUUCUUGUUAACAUCUACCAGCUUCCUAAGAGAAACGUUCAUGUGAUAGUCAACGGCGUUGACCAGACUAAGUUCGUGUACUCCCCUGAAGCUGGAGCUAGGUUUAGGGCGAAACACGGUGUUCCGGAAGGUAAUGGGACAGUUAUUGUGAUGGGUGUGUCUGGACGUUUGGUGAGAGACAAAGGACAUCCACUUCUGUACGAAGCGUUUGCUUUGAUCGCUAAAACGCACCCUCAAGUGUACCUCCUUGUGGCUGGAUCUGGUCCUUGGGGGAAAAGAUACGCGGAGCUUGGUGAACACGUUAGGGUUCUGGGGUCUUUAGAGCCUGAAGAGCUCUCUGGUUUCUACAACGCUUUGGAUGUGUUUGUGAAUCCAACGUUGAGACCUCAAGGGCUCGACUUGACGAUCAUUGAGGCAAUGCAGUGUGGGAAACCUGUUGUGGCGCCGAACUACCCGAGCAUUGUUGGGACGGUGGUUGUGGACGAGCGUUUUGGGUAUACGUUUUCUCCAAACGUGAGGUCUCUUGUUGAGACGUUGGACUCUGUUGUAAGUGAUGGGUCUAGGGUUUUGGAGAUGAAGGGGAAAGCUUGUAAGGAUUAUGCUAUUUCAAUGUUUACAGCUACUCAGAUGGCUUCAGCUUAUGAGAGAUUCUUUAUGUGUAUGACUAAUGAGAGGUUUUGUAGGUACCCUCUUCCUAUAGACAGUUGAUUUUUUUUCAAUGAUUUUGUAAGUUACUUUGAUUCAUAUGUUUUGUAACAAGAUACGUGAUCUCUUGUAUUACACAGUUUCAUACUCUUUAUUUACACAAUACACACACCUGCAAGUUUUAGUGGAUCUAGUAACGAAAUUAUAAGCGUUUAUUUAUUUGGAUUAAUCAACUUAAUACUCCCUCCGUUUCAAAAUAGAUAAUGUUUUAGAGAGUUUUUGAUGUUUCAAAAUAGAUGAUGUUUUCUUAUAUCAAUGCACUUUUUUACUUUAUCAAAAACUGUGUAACCAAUGA
Molecule: messenger RNA, 5341 nt
Organism: Brassica rapa (field mustard)
Lineage: Eukaryota; Viridiplantae; Streptophyta; Magnoliopsida; Brassicales; Brassicaceae
Product: D-inositol 3-phosphate glycosyltransferase
Molecular function (GO): glycosyltransferase activity
Source: RefSeq, a predicted model, not a curated record